AUGGUUGGUAAACAACUCUUUGUGCUUAUUAUUGCUGUAUUCUCGAUUACAGUUGAUGCCAAUUCAAAUGAGUACUGUAAAGUUCAAAAAGAAAAGUGUGCAACGACAUCUCGUAUUAAAGUUGCAUGUGUUGACAAUGUUUUACCUAUUCAUCGUCUCAAUUUUAAUGGUCUCUGUUUCCAAGACGCACCAUCUAGUGUUGAUGAUAGUGUUCAAUGUGCAACUGCUUUUCCACCUGAUAUACAAAUUGCAGCUACUUAA
This is a messenger RNA of Rotaria sordida, 261 nucleotides long. NCBI's taxonomy places the organism in Eukaryota, Metazoa, Rotifera, Eurotatoria, Philodinida, Philodinidae. The record is from the annotation of a GenBank genome assembly.